This is a messenger RNA of Cyphomyrmex costatus, 1434 nucleotides long. RefSeq lists its product as uncharacterized. NCBI's taxonomy places the organism in Eukaryota, Metazoa, Arthropoda, Insecta, Hymenoptera, Formicidae. Bases 207 to 1262 code for a protein of 351 amino acids. The transcript is spliced from 2 exons. The record is from RefSeq and is a predicted model, not a curated record.
UCAGUCAAAAUAUUGCAAAGAAUAUUACGCUCGAUAACAAUCGUGGAAACUUCGAUGUGUUAGAAUUAAAUAAUGCCGAUGGCGUCAACAAUGGUAAAAGUUUAAAUUACUCAAAUUUAAAUAUCGCUGCAAGAUCGAAAAAUUUCGUUGGUCAAAGCUACGUGAUAGACUCUUGUAUCGCGAACGGAGAAAAGAACGAGAGAGAGAUGUCAAAAUCGAGCGAAAGAAAGAUGGCAAAAACAUCGAUGCAUUCUUAUGUAAAUACGGAGACACAAAAGCUGGCGUAUCACGUAAAGGGCGAUCGAAACAAUGCAGAUAAGCCUUGGACAAACGUAAUAAAUGACCAAGUAUUAGAUAAAAGUUCGGCCUUUAGCCAAGCUGGCGAUAAAGAAUAUGACAAAAGUAACAAGAAGAAAGAGAGUAAGAAGGAAAAGCAUGGGGAGAGAGAGCUGCGCAUUAACGUGAAACGUAAAGCGGCACCGAUAAAUCUGUCAAGAAAGGCAAAGUCAUUCCUUCGGAAGAAAUCCCGUUUCGCGAUUACAGAUUCCGACUGUACUCUGAUCCUACCUGGUUAUCGCGGCAUUAAAGGUAAACGAUACAAAAAGAGCCGCCAUCGUUCCAAAAUAAGUCAAUCGUUGCGCGAAAGAAACGGAAUAAACAGCACGAAUUCUUUAUUAGUAAAGUACGACACGUCGAAACAAGAUCGAAUGAAUUCUCGUUCGUUAAUGAAUCUACGAAUGAGAAAUUCAUUUGAGAAGCCCUUCUCCAUUCCCUUGGAGACUCAAGAGCUGUUGAACAAAAAUUAUUGGGAGUAUUUCUGGAAACUCCGGUGUAAAAUGGAGCCAGAUAAUGCGAAAGAAAAAGAAGAAUGUUUAAAUGAGCAUCAUCUACCCGAAUCUCAAACGUUACGACAAUGCUCCGUCCUCUCUUGCAUGAUCAAUACAGCGCUUCAAGAUUCGACUCGGGUGACUGAUGAUGAAAGAUUGAUGAAGGUUCAACGACAAAGGGUGAAACAAGCGAAUAAACGGUUGCUUGGACAUCGAGCCGUAGCACUGCUGUGUGUCGCGUUCUAUGUCGCGGUAAUAUUUUUGCCUAUGAUGUACGACUAUUUCUUUGAGGAGGAAUACAACGAUGAGAACACGAAUUAUCUCGAACUAAUGUUCCAAUACAUCACAUCGUUAUUUGGAGAAGCUCUCGAUGGAGUUACCGAUGUCUUGACUACGAUUCUAUUACGGCCAGUAAGAUUUGGUCGAAAGCGGUAAUCUUUGACUUUUGAUAAAUUCUUGAUAGAUAGUUGGUCAUGUCUGUAAAAAUCCAUAUUAAGUGUUUUAUAAUCUGUGUCGUUUUCAGCGUUUGUAAUGUGAGAAAUGUUAAAUUAUUCAAAUCCACGUGUCUUUAACGUGUUUCGUCACUCAUCCUUGACUGAUCGUUUGU